UAAAUUCCUGUCAACUUUGGUUGACUGGCAAUAAAGUUGAACCUUCUUAUCAUACACCUUCAGGUUUAGCCUUACACAACCUGCCAGGAGACCAUUACCUAAUCAAUCUCACUGCCACGAUGGGAACACUGAAUGUGGCAUCAGAGGUAGAUGGGGUGACAAUCAAAGGUGAUGGUGAGAUGCACAUGACUCUGUCCAGCAGCCUCUUGCCGAAUCUGAACCGACAGCUGCAGUUUGUCACCUACACAAACACAUUGUUUCACCCCAGCACAGCAGACACGGUGCAGUUUGAGACAGAGGGGCAUCGAGCCAUCUUCACUAUCAAGAUCCGUCACGGUGUAACACCCAAACUGUACGACAGAGGAUCCAAAGGAGGUAAAACACAACACCAGUAUGUCAGUAGUGUCCAUAACCAAAGUCAAACAUCCUGUCACUUUAUAAACCUGGAACAUUUUGAAAAGUUAUUUGAUUUAAAAAGGUGAACUUUCUUCUCUCUGUUGUCUGAUCCACCUUCUCU
Molecule: messenger RNA, 517 nt
Organism: Monopterus albus (swamp eel)
Lineage: Eukaryota; Metazoa; Chordata; Actinopteri; Synbranchiformes; Synbranchidae
Product: beta-1,4 N-acetylgalactosaminyltransferase 1-like
Exons: 3
Coding region: 120-482 (120 amino acids)
Biological process (GO): ganglioside biosynthetic process
Molecular function (GO): acetylgalactosaminyltransferase activity
Source: RefSeq, a predicted model, not a curated record